AUGGUGAAAAAUAAACCCGUCUCUGUAUCUUCAGCAAAAGACAGAACAUUACUGAGUAAAAUUUCUUCCAUCUUUAAUAAUCUUCCAAAUGAUAUCGAGCUUUCGGACGAUUCUGGAUCGGACGCGGAAACGAUUGGCAACACGCCUAACUCAAACUCUUCACCCAGCCACAGUCAUGGGCUUAUACAAGACCGGCCCCCAGAACUGAAACGCUCAGGAUCGACGAAUCAUCAUCCCAGCUGUUAUGAUAUUUCAUUGUACAGUCAAUCCACAGCAAAAUCAUCCCCAGUGAAAGCAGAGUUGAAGCGGUCAUACACAAACAAUAAUCUUGGAGACUCGCCAACCCUCUCUACUAUCUACGCAUUGAGGAGCAAGGACCAACAUGGUACUAUGAAGAAGAAAAACUCGUCAAACUUGUCUACAGUAAUAUUUGACAAUGCUAAAUCCAUUUUAAACAACAACUUGACCACAUCUGGAGCAAUUGAGAGUACGAAAAAGACAAAGCGUCCAAAGAGAUCAUCCGAGAAUCCUCUCAAGAGUGGAGGUAUUCCUCGUAAAUAUUGGAUGAAUAAUUCCUUCGUGGCCGAUUGUCUUAAUUGUUUUAAACCUUUCACAGCUUUCCGUAGAAAGCAUCAUUGCAGAUUCUGCGGCCAAAUUUUUUGUGCAGAUUGUACUUUAUUCAUAUCGUACAAUCAGCAUAAAGAAGAAAGGAAGAAUAAUGGUGACAUACACAAUACGAAAAGGCUGUAUCAUGACAAAUUAAGAGUUUGUAAACCCUGUUACAGUGAUGUUAUCGUCUACCUCAGUGAUGACUCUUCCAGCUCUGAAUCAGAUAAUGAGCCCAAUCUAGUUGACGAACAUGCUUCAAACCCAGAAAAUCUUAUGGUCAAUCAUCCAAUCACUAGGAUACGAUCUAUGUCCAUUAAUUCACGCCGUGAUAGUUUGCUCAAUGAACAAGGAUCGCUGGAAAGAACUUCUAUCGAAGUCAGUAAUGGAUCUCCAUCGCAUCGGAAUUCAAUCUCCACGGGGAACACCACAACAAGUACUCCUGUCAGGUUUACUCAAGAAAAUAUCAAGAUAUACCCAAGAAAAGCACCACAGAUGGCGAUUCCAACAACUAGAACGGGGGAGGCGGUGGAGAUCCCUGCAGCCAAGAGUUCAUACAUUAAUCAUACAUCAACUUGGAUGAAUGCUUCGAAGCAAAAUAGCGCAUCGAACCUAAGCACCAGUCACCAUGCCUCAGAAGCUCUUCCAAAUAAGAGCUGGUUCAAGAGUUAUGCUCAGCUCAGAACUGCAUCUCCUGACUUACUGAGGACUAACAGUUACGACAAUGUCAAUAAUUUGUACAAUAACAUAAUAGGAAGAAAAGUUUCCAACAACAAGCUACGAAUCAAGUCUGGAAGUAAAUCCAAAGAUGAUAAGGAAGCUAUUGAUCCCAACAGUGACAAUGAUGAUGCAGAUACUGAAGAAUCGAAUGACGAAAACGAAAGUGAAAUUGAGGAUGAACAAGUGAUGUCCUUAUACACGUCCUUGAAUCAUAAUGGAUACAGUAAUGGGCAAUUAUCACCAAAACCUUCUAAUGUUAAUACCAGUUUAGUUAUGCCUACUUUGGGAGAGUUUCCCAACAUGGUUAGUUCUUUCACUAAAAUAUUUCAAGGAUCCAAGAACUCAGUUCAACCACCUAUUAAUCAUCCCAUUCUCUUCGAAGAAUUUCCGAAAUCAGAGAGUUUAAGGUCAAGGGAAAGAGCAAAUGCUUCCUUGGAGAGAAUGAGGUCAAGAAGAAAAGUCAAAUCCAAUAGAAACCUCCUGAUUUUGACUCAAAAUCGUUUACCAAGUUUCGAUAAUUACAAGUUGAAUCAAGUGAAACUUUCACCAAAUUUAACACCAACCUCACCAAAAGUUAGUCUUGUGAACCUUGACACUUCAAAAUCUAAAAGUUCAACACUCACAAUGCCUACUGACACGGAAUCGCAUGUGGUACAGCCCGGUACUAACGAUGAUGACUCUCAUCUUGAAGAUCACUACUCUAUCAACCCCUUCCAAGUUUCCGAUCAAUCUUCGCCUAGUGGAACGAGAUACAUCGAUGUAUUACCCUUCAACAAAUCUGUUGAUCAAGUUUACCAAGAGGUUUUGGAUUUUAUUCUAAAACAAAGUCUUGAAGAUUGCGAUAUAAAAGAAACUCAGGAUGAAUGGAUGGUACAAUUAAAGAAGGUGUUGAACUAUGUCAAUAUGAUCAAAUUAACAGAUACUUUGGAUGUGAAACAGUAUGUUAAGAUUAAAAAGAUCCUCGGGGGUAAAAUCGAAGAAACUAAUGUAAUGGGAGGUUUAUUCAUUACGAAGAAUAUCGAUUCAAAGAAAAUGUCUUUCUCAAUUAAGAAUCCCAGAAUUGCCUUACUUAUGUUCCCAAUCGAAUAUUUGAAGCAGAAAGAGCAGUUCAUCAGUUUGAGAAUUAUCCACUCCCAACAAUCUGUGUAUAUUACCAACUUGGUAUCCAAACUCAUAUCAAUGAAGCCAGACAUAAUUAUCAUCGGGGAUUCAAUCUGUGGUUUAGCUAUGAACUUGUUGGAAGAGGCUGGAAUUACUAUUAUAUCCAAUGCUAAGCCUCAGAUUAUUGAAAGAAUCUCAAGAUAUACCAAUUCCAACAUCUUCCAAUCAGUCAACGAUUUGUUUUUCAAGAAGGGUCAAUUGGGUCAGUGCAAAAAAUUUGAGGUGAAGAGAUAUAUUUACAAUAACCACAUAAAGACUUACUGUUUCUUCAUUGGCAACGAAAUCGAAACCGGCUUUACUAUCACCUUGAGGGGUGGAAAUGAAGAUACUCUUACAAGUGUAAAGUAUUCAACGGAAACCUUAUUGCCUGGAAUUUUGAAUAGCAAAUUUGAAAAGAGUUUAUUGAGGAAUCAUCUAGUUACUUUCGACAAUGAUAAGAUAGAUGAGCCUAAUGAGCAAGUGAAAGAGUAUAACGAAAAAAUCAGAGAGAUUGAGAUUGACAGGGAAAAGAAUCCUGAAAUGGACUCUUGUGUGCCAAGUACUGAAAUUGCAGCUGGCACCAAAUUGUUUUUCCACUACAUGACAUUGUUCAAUCAAAGGAAAAUAAGCUUGUCGCCUGCUACAAAGUUUCCUCUUCCAACUCCUUUGGUUAAUGUGAUAGAUUCAUAUUACAAGUAUCAUAAGUACUUUGGAAAAAAUAAGUCAAUCCAAAAUUGCAAUGAUUAUGAGAAGCUAGACCAUACGUGGACAGAAGAGUUAUGUGUUAACAUUGACGUGAAUAAACUUCCUAAUGAAGGAGAUGAUAUGAUCAGAAUCUUGAAAUCUAUUAGUUCAUCACACCUCAAUACCCUACUCAAUGAUUAUCAAGCACGGUUAAGACUAUGGAUUAAUUGUAUUGGAAUUUCAUCUUAUCAGCUAUAUCCUAUUUUCCAUAAGAACAUACAUGUUUUACAAUCGUCAGUCUCCAUCAAGUACUCAACUCCAUGUUCUGGUCCUAACAUUAUGAUUAUCGAUUAUUACACUGACAAUGACAAAUGUUUAGGGUUAUUUUUGGACCAGAUAUUCCAAGACUUCGAUAAAGUUUGUAAGGAAUGCGGGGAGAUCAUGUUGAACCAUUACAAAACGUAUGUUCAUGAAAAUGGGAAAUUAGAUUUAAUUUUGGAGAAGAUUGAGAAACGAGAUGACCCUGAGGAAGAACGCUUCCGUGAUGUUCAGAAGAAUCAAAGAAUUAUGUGGAGCUAUUGCAAAGAAUGCGAUCAAUCGACUCCAAUUACUAAAAUGAACGACGAAACAUAUUAUCUCUCCAUUGGUAAGUUCUUGGAAUUGUGCUUCUAUGGUCAAGAUAUAAUUCUUCAAGAAGGAAGCUGCAAACAUGACUUUUUCAGGAACCACAUAAGAUAUUUCGGCUACAAUGACCUUAUUGUUAGACUUGAAUAUACCAAGAUUGAUAAUUACGAAGUUAUUGUGCCUCGUAAACAAUUGGAGUUCAUCCCUGAAAUUGAUAUGAAUUUAAAAGUCGAGUCAUUCACCGGUAUUCAGAAUAAGUCUGAGAAGUUUUUCAGUAGUAUUUCCAAACGAUUAAAUCGUGUAAAGUUGGACACAUUUGACAAAGUUGAAGAUGGGCUUCAAAAGAUUGAGGAGUUAAAAAGCAAGUUGAGUAAUCAAAUUGAAAUGAUCAAAAAUAAAACAUUAGAAAUCUAUAAUUCAACUGCACCCACUGAUUAUUUAAGUCUAAAUUUUGUGUUGAGAGAAUUACAAGAAUUGGGUGUCAGUUGGGAUAAUGAAUUCAACGAGUUUGAGAAGAAUUUCUUGCCAUCUGAAAAUGAAAUCAACAAAAUUACUCAAUUUCAUUUGAGAAACUUCUUGAUGGAUAAGAACGAAAAAGCAGAAAGCGAAAAGAUAAUGAACGACAAGAAUUCAGAUGAUCAAUCUGUCAACAAUCAAAUAGAGACCAAGGCUGUGGAUGAAGAAACCGCCAAGAAAGAUGAUGACCUGGCCAGCGAGUCAGCACCAUCAACUCCCACCAAACUAAGAGUCAUUAAACCUCCAAUGUCGUCCUUGAACCACGAGAAGACAAAAGAAAUUGGUAAGAUGAUUCCCUCUUCCCUUUAUCUGCAUUCAAUUAUUGAGCGUAUCAGCAAGAUUGAACAACUCUUGGAAAAUGAACGUAAUGGAAAUCAAAUGAGAAAGGAAGACAUUAAAAGGUUACCUCCACCUGCUCCACUCAGACACCUAACUCGAAAAGAUUCGCUGUCAUCCUUAGACAGUAUUGAUGGAAAUGGACAGCCUACCAAUAAGGUGUAUCAAUUGGCAAAUCUUUUUGAUAAAAUGAAUAUCGAUAGAAUCUCCUUGGAAUUUAAGAGACAAAGAGAACAGGAAUUGAAGAAAAAAUCUCAUAAAUUCAAAGCUUUGCCAAUUGUGGAAAGUAAACCAAUAGUCGAGAUUUAUGAUAAGAUUGAAGAUGUUGUCGAUGUCAAUGAUGAAGAGAAACGAGGCAUAAGAACUCAACCUCAGAAAACAUCUGGCCCAACAGACCCCAAAGCUGGUAAUGCUAGUAUUGGUGGCCCAACCGGGGGCUCUAACCGUGCUUCAAUUGCUAGUACUGGGCCCUUGUCAAGCAAGAAUCUCGAUAUUCCUCAACCUGAGAAAAUGACUCUAUUAAAGUCACUAACAAAUUUCUGGGCAGAUCGUUCUGCAACAUUGUGGGAUCCCCUUGAUUAUCCGUUGGAAUCCCAUGAGCAUACAUUUGCUGAUUCUGAUGUGAUUGUUAGGGAUGAUGAACCAAGUUCGUUAGUUGCAUUCUGCUUAUCAUCGAAUGAUUACAAACAGAAACUCGAUUCCAUGGGUAAGGAAACUGACUUGUCUGGAGGAUUUGACUUGGAGAACAAUGAAAUCAAUAAUAAAAAGAUCAAUAAUUUCAUUAAGAUUGAAAAGAAGUUCAAGAAGAAAGACAACAACGAACCAACAACACUCGAAAAGAUCAUGAUGAAAAACAAGUCUAAUCACUUGAAGUAUCAAUUCGUUGAUGGCAAUACAAGUUUAUCAUGCAAGAUCUUUUACAGUGAACAAUUUGAAGCCUUUAGAAGAGCAUGUGGUAAUAACGACAACUUUAUUCAAAGUCUUAGUAGAUGCAUUAAGUGGAACUCCAACGGUGGAAAGAGUGGUUCGAACUUUCUUAAAACAUUGGAUGAUCGUUAUAUCGUCAAAGAACUAUCCAAAUCCGAACUUGAAUCCUUCGUCUCCAUAGCACCAUUUUACUUCAAGUACAUCUCACAGUCAAUGUUCAACACGUUGAGUACUGCUAUUGCAAAGAUUUUUGGUUUCUAUCAGAUUCAAAUUAAGAACACCAUUACCGGUAAGACAUACAAGAUGGACUUCUUGAUUAUGGAGAACUUGUUCUACAAUCACAAGACUACCAGAAUCUUUGAUUUGAAGGGAUCCAUGAGAAACAGACAUGUCAAACAAACAGGGAAAGAAAACGAAGUCUUGUUGGAUGAGAAUAUGAUUGAGUAUAUCUACGAAUCACCUGUUUUUGUUAAGGAACAGCUGAAAAAGCUUUUGCGUGGUUCGUUAUUCAAUGAUACCAGUUUCUUACUGGCCAUGGAUGUUAUGGACUACUCUCUUGUGAUUGGGAUCGAUAACAACACCAAAAAAUUGUAUAUCGGUAUCAUUGACUGGUUGCGUACGUUUACCUGGGACAAGAAAGUCGAAAACUGGGUCAAAGGAAAUAAUUUGAUCGGAGGAAACAAAAAGGGUAAGGAUCCUACCAUUGUGACACCAAAGCAAUACAGAGCCCGUUUCAGAGAAGCGAUGGAAAGAUAUAUCUUAGAAGUACCAGAUAUUUGGUACGAAGGAUCAAAGUUGGCGUGA
Suhomyces tanzawaensis NRRL Y-17324 is the source of this 6357-nucleotide messenger RNA. RefSeq names its product 1-phosphatidylinositol-3-phosphate 5-kinase (gene FAB1). The coding region runs from base 1 to 6357 and encodes 2118 amino acids. Gene Ontology annotation, biological process: phosphatidylinositol phosphate biosynthetic process. The record is from RefSeq and is a predicted model, not a curated record. Lineage: Eukaryota; Fungi; Ascomycota; Pichiomycetes; Serinales; Debaryomycetaceae. The transcript is spliced from 5 exons. Gene Ontology annotation, cellular component: fungal-type vacuole membrane; endosome membrane. Gene Ontology annotation, molecular function: metal ion binding; ATP binding; 1-phosphatidylinositol-3-phosphate 5-kinase activity.